Messenger RNA from Pseudozyma hubeiensis SY62, 357 nucleotides. RefSeq lists its product as hypothetical. Lineage: Eukaryota; Fungi; Basidiomycota; Ustilaginomycetes; Ustilaginales; Ustilaginaceae. The transcript is spliced from 3 exons. The coding region runs from base 1 to 357 and encodes 118 amino acids. The record is from RefSeq and is a predicted model, not a curated record.
AUGCGAAUCCCUUUGCGACCAAAAGCACCAUAUGAGUCAAGACAGCAGGCCGUUGAUCUGACAAAACGACUUGUACUUUGGCACAUGGUGGGCUGUAUAGCAAUGGUGACGCUGAGUUUCCUUUGUGAGCGUUUGAUUUUCACCAGCUCCUUGUUAUGCCCCUGGGGUCUGACAACCUCAAGCAACUUGGACGGUCACCUACGAGGUGGCAAGCCGUGCUUCACAUUAACUUGCCGCUCCACCGCCUGCAAGCUUGUCGACCCUGCUUGCCCAUCUUGGGACGACAUCAAGGAGUUCCAGCGCCGCAUCAACAAGCGCGAUGAGGAGGACUACUUUGCCGAGAUGGAUGGCAAGUAA